AAGAAAGAAAGAAAGAGAAAGAGAAAGGAAACCCAAAGAGACAAAGGUUCUCAAAACUCCAUGAUUAAUUCAAAAUUCUCUCAAAAACAGGACCUAGUUUUUUUUUUUUUUUUUUUUCAUCCUCACCCCACAUCUCUCUUACUACUUAAUCUAGAGUAAGAAGACCUCUUAAAGGUUCUACAAAGAGUUGUUUUGUUAACAACUUACAAAGCCAAGAAAAAAAAAUAGUGAAGAAAGAAAAGCUAAAGGAAAGGAUAUAGGCAUAGUUAGAAGAUCAUUUUCAGUUGAAAUUUAUAUAUAAUAUAUUAUGAAUAGAGCUGGUGUGUUGCAACAAAGCUCGCCGGUGCAACAAAUGAUGGCGGCCGGAAACCCUAACUGGUGGAACUACAACACUAUGAGGCCACCAACUCAGCCAGUAGUAUUACCUUCUCCUAAUAAUUUCUUGUACCCUCAAUUUAUUCCCACUUCUACAACUACUACCACUACUACCACUACUUCUAAUAAUUCUUCCUCAUCUAAUAAUUCUUCUUCUAAUUCUUCUCAUCAUCAUCAUCAUCAACAUCUUGAUCAUCAGCUUCCUAAUAAUAAUAAUAUGCCUUCUUGGCAAGAUCAUAAUAACCAACAAGACCAGCUUCCCGAGUCUUGGAGCCAACUCCUCCUGGGAGGAUUGGUUGGUGAAGAGGAAAAGGCUAUUAAUAUGAUGAACCAUUUUCAAGUGAAGAAGUUGGAGAAUUGGGAAGAUCAUAAUCAUCAUCAGAUGCAGCUGAGUACUAAUAACAGUAAUCAUCAGCAGGGUUCUAAUAAUAUAGAAGUGAAACAAGAGAGCAACACAGCAGCAGCAGCUUAUAUGUACGGACAUGAAACUCAAGAGUAUCAUCAUCAUCUUCUUCAUGAACAGGUCAAUAAGCUUGGUAGUUGUAGUACUACUACUACUCCUUGGUUGUUAUCUUCUCAACACCCAUUAGUAAUGGCAAAUAAUAAUAAUAACAACAACAACAGUAAUUCCUCUCCCAAAUCAUCAUCCUGUGUAACAAGUUUCAGUAGUAACAUGUUGGAUUUCUCUAACAUCAAACCUCAUCAUGAUCCUGCUAAUACUACUACUACUACUACCCAUACACCAUUUCUUCAGGAUCGAUCCUCUGAGUGUAACAGCACUGCUACUGGAGGAGCGCCACUCAAGAAAGCUAGGGUUCAACCUUCUUCAACCCAAACUACUUUUAAGGUGAGGAAGGAAAAAUUAGGUGACAGAAUUACUGCUCUUCACCAAUUAGUUUCUCCAUUUGGAAAGACUGACACAGCCUCUGUCUUGUUAGAAGCUAUUGGGUACAUCAGAUUCCUUCAGAGUCAAAUUGAGGCUCUCAGCUUACCUUACUUGGGCAGUGGAUCUGGAAACAUGCGACAACAACAGUCUGUUCAUGGGGAGAGGAAUUGCAUGUUCCCUGAAGAUCCUGGUCAGCUAUUGAAUGAUAAUUGCAUGAAAAGGAAAGGGGCUCCUGAUCAACAGGAUUGUGUUGAGGAGCCAAAGAAAGAUCUGAAGAGUAGGGGGCUGUGUUUGGUGCCUGUUUCAUGCACAUUGCAAGUUGGGAGUGACAACGGAGCAGAUUAUUGGGCUCCGGCUCUCGGUGGAGGAGGCGGCUGCGGUUUCCGGUAAACAAUAAAGAAGUUGGUCUGAAAAUGGUGGCAGCACACAAAGAGAGUUUUGUUGGAGAACGAUAUAACAUCAUGAGCAGUCACUCUGCUAAAAAAUCUAAGGCUGAUUGCUCAUGAUGCUAUACAAUCUUCAACCCUGUUUGUGUUGUUUGCAUUAAGCUACUUAUUAAUUAAUUAGCUAGUUUUCAAUUUGGGGGGAUUUGCAAGUAUCCUUAAGAAAAAAAAAAAACUCCCUCAGCUCAUAUCUAAGUCUUUUUAAUUAAAUUUGUGUAUCUUUCUUGAUAUUUCUUUAAUUAGCUGCUAUGUACUAUAUAUGUACGUACGUACGUACAAUAUUGCUGUUAUUGUACAUGCAUGCAUGCAGUUUUAGAAAUGUGCUAAUUAUCAUUUCAUAA
Molecule: messenger RNA, 2045 nt
Organism: Cannabis sativa
Lineage: Eukaryota; Viridiplantae; Streptophyta; Magnoliopsida; Rosales; Cannabaceae
Product: transcription factor bHLH68
Exons: 9
Coding region: 308-1651 (447 amino acids)
Biological process (GO): regulation of transcription by RNA polymerase II
Cellular component (GO): nucleus
Molecular function (GO): protein dimerization activity; DNA-binding transcription factor activity, RNA polymerase II-specific; RNA polymerase II cis-regulatory region sequence-specific DNA binding
Source: RefSeq, a predicted model, not a curated record